Messenger RNA from Penicillium malachiteum, 132 nucleotides. Its product is annotated as GroES-like protein. The transcript is spliced from 3 exons. NCBI's taxonomy places the organism in Eukaryota, Fungi, Ascomycota, Eurotiomycetes, Eurotiales, Aspergillaceae. Bases 1 to 132 code for a protein of 43 amino acids. The record is from RefSeq and is a predicted model, not a curated record.
AUGGAGAACCCUUCAUUUGUCCUUCGCGCCAUUAAGGAUGUUGUCAUUGAAGACCGUCCUAAGCCUGUGCUCUCAGACCCCCACGAUGUGAUUGUUCAUGUCGCGCAAACUGGCAUCUGUGGCAGUGAUUAA